Malassezia restricta is the source of this 231-nucleotide messenger RNA. RefSeq lists its product as uncharacterized. Lineage: Eukaryota; Fungi; Basidiomycota; Malasseziomycetes; Malasseziales; Malasseziaceae. The transcript is spliced from 2 exons. The record is from RefSeq and is a predicted model, not a curated record. Bases 1 to 231 code for a protein of 76 amino acids.
AUGUCGAGCAAGGGAGGCUCUUACUUGUCGGCCCAGCCAGGAUUUCUCAACUCGUCGGUGAGUCGACAUGCCCCUAUCCAGCCCUCGUGGCUCCAGCGUUUUUGGGCUGAGGAGAUUAUGCAUCCCGCCAAGUUCUGGGGCAAUAUGUCGGUGGCGUGGAGUGUCGGCUUCUUUGCGCUGGGUGUGCUAUUCUUCCGCCGUGCUGGCGCGAUUCUCCUGCCCAUGUUUUAA